Molecule: messenger RNA, 1986 nt
Organism: Morone saxatilis (striped sea-bass)
Lineage: Eukaryota; Metazoa; Chordata; Actinopteri; Moronidae
Gene: rcc1
Product: regulator of chromosome condensation 1
Exons: 10
Coding region: 129-1385 (418 amino acids)
Cellular component (GO): cytoplasm
Molecular function (GO): guanyl-nucleotide exchange factor activity
Source: RefSeq, a predicted model, not a curated record
CCAAAGAACGUGACGUCGUGCGCACGUUGCUACGCGCCUCAAGACCGGGAACGGACAGCGCACGUUCACUUGUGGGCAAACUGACUUUGGUUUUUCUACGUUUCUCAGUUGUUACACGUGUUGCUGUCAUGCCAGCUAAAAAGACCACCACCAAGAGGAAGUCUGAUGCUAUUGUGGAGGAUGAGAAAGACCUUAAGAAAGUGAAAGUUUCCCACACGAGUCAUGGCAAGGAAGGAGGCCAGGUGCUUGUUCUGGGCCAGGGUGAUGUUGGACAGUUGGGUCAAGGCGAGGAUGUCAUUCAGAGGAAGAAGCCAGCCCUUGUGACCCUGCCAGAGAAAAUUAUCCAAGCGAUUGCUGGAGGAAUGCACACUGUCUGCCUCAGUGACACUGGUCAUGUCUACACUUUUGGCUGUAACGACGAGGGGGCCCUUGGUCGGGACACAUCAGAGGAGGGGUCUGAGAUGGUUCCAGGAAAGGUGAUUCUGGCGGGGAAGGUGGUCCAGGUGUCGGCAGGGGACAGCCACACAGCUGCACUCACAGACGAUGGAACAGUGUACAUCUGGGGCGCGUUCAGGGAUAACAAUGGUGUUAUAGGUCUGCUGGAGUCCAAUAAAACAUCUACCGUUCCAGUCAAGGUCCCCAUGACGGAACCUGUUGUAAAAAUCGCAUCAGGUAAUGACCACCUGAUACUGGUUACGGUGCAGGGAAAUCUGUACUCAUCCGGCACUGGAGAGCAGGGGCAGCUGGGAAGAGUGCCUGAGCUUUUUUCAAACAGAGGAGGAAGGAAAGGCCUCAGCCGGUUGCUGGAACCACAGAUAGUUAAAGUCAAAGGGAAAGUUCACUUCAUAGAUGCUUUCUGUGGGGCGUACUUCACAUUUGCUGUGUCAAAAGAGGGACAUAUUUAUGGAUUUGGCCUCACCAACUAUCACCAGCUGGGCACUAAAAGCACCAAGAUGUGCUUUUUCCCAGUAAGACUAACGUGCUUCAAGAACUCUACCACCUCCUGGGUGGACUUCUCUGGAGGACAACAUCACACACUCUGCCUUGAUGCUGAAGGGCAUGUAUACAGCCUGGGCAGAGCAGAGUAUGGGCGCCUUGGUCUGGGCGAGGGGGCUGAAGAGAAGAGUGAGCCCACGCCUGUGAUGGGGAUUGAGGCGGCCAGCAGUGUGGCAUGUGGAGCAUCUGUCAGCUUCGCUGUCACCAGAGAAGGGUCUGUGUAUGCCUGGGGCAUGGGCACCAACCUGCAGCUUGGCACAGGAGAGGAGGAUGAUGAGUGGAGCCCCGUAAAGGUGACGGGCAAGCAGCUCGAGAACCGCGUAGUACUGAUGGCCUCCAGUGGAGGGCAGCACACAGUCCUUUUGGUCAAAGACAAGCAGGAAAGCUGAUGUCCAUCGCAGGCAGAAUUAUGGGGGAUCUUUCGAUCUGCUUCAAGGUGGGGCCUUGUUCACGAUGCCUAAAUCUGGGGAUGGUGUUAAUCUAUGUGCAACUUCCUGUGCUGAGCCGAGGUAGAGGUGAGAUUCAAGCCCUUUUAUGGGAACGCUUCUCCUCUGGUGAGGGGGGGGGUGUUCAUGGAUGUUCAGUAGAUCAUGACAAAUGAGAGACUAUUUUUUUAAAUCUAGUUUUUGGUGUUCACUUUGAAUUCUUUUCAUUAAAAGUCAUUAGUAUGACUGUAAGAUGAUAUAUGUGAUGUUUGUAAAUGUGAUAUUGGCAUGUACGUAAAGAAAAAGAGUGUAAGCCUUUUAAUGACUUCCCCAAACAAUAAUCUUUUAAACUUUUAUUUUUUUUUCUUUCCUUUAAAGCAAUAAUUCCAUUGACCUAGGUUCAGACAGGACAUUUAUACGAGCGAGUUUAAUAUGUGAGACUACUGUUCAUUGUACCUUAGGCACACAACAUUGCUGUGGCUAUUUGGACAUUUGGUAACACAUCAUACUGUAUCCUGCAUUUUGUUGCUUUCCCUGUCUGAAAAUAAAGAUUACAUUUUAAGUU